Molecule: messenger RNA, 3470 nt
Organism: Paramecium sonneborni
Lineage: Eukaryota; Ciliophora; Oligohymenophorea; Peniculida; Parameciidae
Source: the annotation of a GenBank genome assembly
AUGGAAUAUAACCCAUUAAAGAUGCCAUGUGAUUGGAACAUGGCAAGAAAACAUGCUUUGGCUCGACGUACUGCUCCUGAUACUAAAACUCGUAUUGAAGAUUAUGAUGAUGAUGAAGAACAAAAAAAACGUAUUUGUAAUCAAUUAUUCAGCUGAAACAUGUCCUUGUUGUGGCUUUGAAAUUGAAAGAAAAGAAAUUCCAUAUUGGGAUGAUAUCAAAUCACUCAAAUUCUUAGGUUCAGGGUUUCCAUUAUUUUAUAAUUUUUUGAAAUUUUGCAUCUUGUUAUUAUGUUUGCAAAGUAUUGUAGCCAUUUUCAACGUUUUGAGUAACUAUCAGGGUGAAUUUUGCAAGUAAUUCUUAUAGUUAUUUAGACAACAAUCUUUGAAUCCUGUUUCAUAAUAGAUGGAACCUAAUUGUUAAGAAUCCAUUUUCCUUUAAUUAUCAAUAGCUAAUAAACUAAAGUGAAUUGUAUUCAUAUUAAUUUAGUAAUUCCGAAGUUGUGGUAUUUAUACAAAAGGCCAAUCUUAUAAUGCUAAUUUUAAUGAUCAUUCUACUAUAAUUCUUUAGAAGAAGUUAAAGAAAAUUAGAUAAUUCAAUUGAUGAAUCUCAACUAACUCCAAGUGACUAUACUAUUAUUGUGACUAACAUUCCAAAAACUUUAAACGUUAAUUAUAGAUGGGAAUUGACUAAUUUAUUUUAAAAUUAUGCAGUAUCAGAUACAAACUAUUAAAUAACUGUUACAAAAGUUGUUUUAGUUUAUGAUAUCACAGAAAUUUUGGCAGAAGAAACUAAAAUAUAAAAUAUAUUAAAGAAGAAAAAGACUGCAUUAUAAACAUCGAAUAUGAAAUUUGAUUGUUAAGAUGUCAUAGAUUGUGAUAUUGAGAUUGAAGCUUCAUAGAGAAGAAUUAAAGAUUUGUAAGAGGAGUAUUUUUGGACAAAUAGAUAAUUUAGUGGUGUGGCAUUUGUAUCAUUUGAAAGUGAGAAAAUGAAAGACCUAGUUUUAAGUUAAAAUAAACAUACUUUUUUGGAUAAGAUGAAAACAUUUUUGUAUUCUGGUAAAACUCCAGGUUUAGAUGAAAUGGAAUUGUAAUGGUAGUCAUAAAAAUUAUUUAUUGAAUAAGCACCAGAGCCUAAUGAUAUUUUAUGGGAAAAUUUGGCCACUUUAACUUAAGAUAAAAUAGUUGCUAGAAUGAAAGGAUUCUUCAUUACUAUAAUUGCAUAAGGAGUUACAUUUAUUUUUAUCUAUUUUAUGUCUAUUAGAUGCAUUUAAUUAGUUUAUAAUGAAGAAAUAGAAAAAAAGAGAAUUGGAGUUGAUGAUCAAGAAUAAUUAAAGAAAAUAUAAAUGAUUUCAUUUACAAUUGCAGCAUCAAUUGUUCUGGUUAAUAAAUUAUUGGUUGAACCUUUGAUGAAUUGGAUUACUAAAAUAGAAAAAAUAUCUACAAAUACAAAAUUUUAAAUAUCAUAUGCAAAUAAAUUAACAAUAUCUUUAUUUGUAAAUGCUGCAAUAGUUAGUUAUGUUAUUGAUAUUUUAAUAUUUAGUAAUAUAUAUGGUUUUGGUGGAUUUAUGUAUAAUGAAUCAUUGAUAUUUAUAUUAAAUGCAAUAGUAGCACCAUUAAUAUGGUUAGUAGAUCCUUGGACAUUGGUUAGAAAAUUAAAAAGAGAACAUUAAAUUUAAAAAGUGAAUGAUUGUUUGCUUACACAAAAAGAGGCAAAUGAAAUAAUGGAAGAGGUUGAUUAUUAAUUAGCAAUGAGAUAUGCAGACAUAAUCAAAACUAUGUGGUUUACAUUCUUUUUUGGAACUGCUAUUCCUCUAGGGGUAUUCAGUUCUUUAAUUGGUUUAUGUUUAUUUUAUCUUAUCGAUAAAUAUAACAUAUUAAGAAGAAGAACAGUAAAGGAAAGUAUUUCUUAAGAGUUGUCAUGGUAGAUGAUAAAUAUGCUUGAAUUUAUAGUCUUAUUUAAUCCUUUGGGUAANAAAUAUAAAAUAUAUUAAAGAAGAAAAAGACUGCAUUAUAAACAUCGAAUAUGAAAUUUGAUUGUUAAGAUGUCAUAGAUUGUGAUAUUGAGAUUGAAGCUUCAUAGAGAAGAAUUAAAGAUUUGUAAGAGGAGUAUUUUUGGACAAAUAGAUAAUUUAGUGGUGUGGCAUUUGUAUCAUUUGAAAGUGAGAAAAUGAAAGACCUAGUUUUAAGUUAAAAUAAACAUACUUUUUUGGAUAAGAUGAAAACAUUUUUGUAUUCUGGUAAAACUCCAGGUUUAGAUGAAAUGGAAUUGUAAUGGUAGUCAUAAAAAUUAUUUAUUGAAUAAGCACCAGAGCCUAAUGAUAUUUUAUGGGAAAAUUUGGCCACUUUAACUUAAGAUAAAAUAGUUGCUAGAAUGAAAGGAUUCUUCAUUACUAUAAUUGCAUAAGGAGUUACAUUUAUUUUUAUCUAUUUUAUGUCUAUUAGAUGCAUUUAAUUAGUUUAUAAUGAAGAAAUAGAAAAAAAGAGAAUUGGAGUUGAUGAUCAAGAAUAAUUAAAGAAAAUAUAAAUGAUUUCAUUUACAAUUGCAGCAUCAAUUGUUCUGGUUAAUAAAUUAUUGGUUGAACCUUUGAUGAAUUGGAUUACUAAAAUAGAAAAAAUAUCUACAAAUACAAAAUUUUAAAUAUCAUAUGCAAAUAAAUUAACAAUAUCUUUAUUUGUAAAUGCUGCAAUAGUUAGUUAUGUUAUUGAUAUUUUAAUAUUUAGUAAUAUAUAUGGUUUUGGUGGAUUUAUGUAUAAUGAAUCAUUGAUAUUUAUAUUAAAUGCAAUAGUAGCACCAUUAAUAUGGUUAGUAGAUCCUUGGACAUUGGUUAGAAAAUUAAAAAGAGAACAUUAAAUUUAAAAAGUGAAUGAUUGUUUGCUUACACAAAAAGAGGCAAAUGAAAUAAUGGAAGAGGUUGAUUAUUAAUUAGCAAUGAGAUAUGCAGACAUAAUCAAAACUAUGUGGUUUACAUUCUUUUUUGGAACUGCUAUUCCUCUAGGGGUAUUCAGUUCUUUAAUUGGUUUAUGUUUAUUUUAUCUUAUCGAUAAAUAUAACAUAUUAAGAAGAAGAACAGUAAAGGAAAGUAUUUCUUAAGAGUUGUCAUGGUAGAUGAUAAAUAUGCUUGAAUUUAUAGUCUUAUUUAAUCCUUUGGGUAAUACAGCAGUAUCAUAAUUUUUAAAUUAAAUCUUUGAUAUAUAUUCAAUAAUUGGAGUGAUCAUAGGAUUAGGUUUUUAAAUUUUACCAAUACAUCGUUGUGUUGAUAGUAUGUUUCCAAUCAAGAAUUUAGAAGAAGUAUUAAUAAUGAUGAUAUUAGCCUGUGUCAUAUAAAAAAGCAUAGAUAGAGUUUGAUACAGAUUAUGACAGAGAGAAUCCAGUAACAAAAUAAAAGGCAAUUGCUGAAUACUCUUUGUAAUUGUAGGGUAUUACUUAAGAAAGAAAAGUGGAAUAUUAAAUCAUACAUGAAGAUCAUUGA